Molecule: messenger RNA, 1910 nt
Organism: Planococcus citri (citrus mealybug)
Lineage: Eukaryota; Metazoa; Arthropoda; Insecta; Hemiptera; Pseudococcidae
Gene: twf
Product: twinfilin actin binding protein
Exons: 8
Coding region: 424-1461 (345 amino acids)
Biological process (GO): actin filament depolymerization; positive regulation of neuron projection development; regulation of lamellipodium assembly
Cellular component (GO): cytoplasm; actin filament; myofibril
Molecular function (GO): actin filament binding; actin monomer binding
Source: RefSeq, a predicted model, not a curated record
GAUUGAUCCAUUUUUGAUAAACACUCUGAUCACUGAUCACUGUUGUUUUGCAUUCGGAAUUUGCCUUUGUCUUUGAGUAAUCAUUCACACUUUAAUUUCGCAUUCUAUCGACCGGAAGUUGGAUAUUUUUAUUCGUGGAUAGUUCAGUGUUCAGUUCUCAGAAAGAUUCGUUGAAAUACCUACAUACGUGUACUUUUGAGGAUCCAAUUCUUUUCAUUUCAGCAAUCGAUACCUGAUAAUUUUCAAUUGAUAGUUUGAAAUUUCGGUUCUUUGAGUGAGGUGUUCCUGGGUGUUCUAGUAAUUAUCAUCUCAUUAAUUGACGUUGAUUCUCUCUCGUAUUUCAUUAAUAUUAAAACCUGGCUUUGAAAACAAAUCUGAUUCAUCCAGUGUACUCGUUCAGAAAUAUCUGGUGUUUUUUAAAUCAUGUCUCAUCAAACUGGAAUAAAAGCGAAUGAAGAGCUUCGAAAAUUUUUUGCCAAGUGUAAACUUGGUAAAAUCAGGGUAGUUAAAGUUUCUAUUGAGAACGAACAAUUGACCCUAAGUGAUUACAAGGAAGUUGAAAAAACUUGGGACGAUGACUUUGAUAAAAUGGUUGGACCCAUGAUUGAAAGUAGUCAACCAUCCUAUAUUCUGUAUAGGCUAGAUCAUAGAAAUGAAACAGGAUAUGAUUGGCUGUUAAUAAGUUGGUCUCCGGAUGACGCGCCUGUUAGACAAAAAAUGUUGUAUGCUUCUACUAAAGCUACUUUAAAACAAGAAUUCGGGAAUAAUUGUAUUUCUGAAGAAUUGCAUGGAACUUCUGAGCAUGAAAUUACUCUCGGAGGUUUAACCAAAAAUCGCAAGGCCGAUAGUUCCCCUGCACCCUUGACUACUCAAGAAGAAGAAUUGGCGAGAUUGCGAAAAGUCGAGAAUAUAACAUUGUCAAAUGCUGGUAUUGAUUCGAGAGCUCAGACAUUAUCUGGUGUUUCAUUUCCCAUUUCUAAUGCAGUUAUUGACUCCGUUAAUUCAAUGGUGAAGAAAAAAAUCAAUUAUAUUCAAUUGAAAAUCGAUAUUGAAAAUGAAGAAAUUCACCUGGUUAGAGAUGAUGUUAUCCCCGUUGAUAAACUUUCAGAGCAAAUUCCUAAAGACAAUGCCAGAUAUCAUCUGUACAGCUUUUCUCAUAAGUACGAAGGUUCUACUAUUCAAUCUGUUGUUUUCAUAUACUCUAUGCCAGGAUAUUCCUGUUCCGUGAAGGAAAGGAUGUUGUACUCGAGCUGCAAAGGUCCCCUACUUGAUAUAAUCGAAAGUAAUCUUGGAUUGACUAUUUCUAAAAAGUUGGAAAUUGGUUCAGAAGAAGAAUUGACCGAAGAUUAUUUGAUUGAAGAAAUUCAUCCUAAAAAAGUUGUCGAUAAACCUAAAUUUGAAAAACCAAAAGGUCCACCGAGCCGAGGGGCUAAACGACUGACGAAAAUCCAAAAAACUUGAAAUCAGUUUUAUAUAUUACGCGGUUUAUCAUUAUUUUUUCUAAUCAAGCAAGUUUUCUUGUCCCCAAAAAGUCAUAUUUAAAUUUAAAGUAUGCGUUAAAGUUUAUAAUAUUUUUUAUACGUUCCUUUUUUCGUGGAUAAUUUGUUAUGAAUGAAAAAGCUUUAUUCACUAUUUUAUUAUAAUGUUUUGAACUUUGUGAUUACAUUUUUUAACGUUUGAAAUGAUUUUAUUUAUUUUUUGAAGAUUCAUUCAUUACGCUUCAUUUUUUUUUCUAGUAUUUCAAUAAUAAGUAUAGGAACGGCUUAACUGACGAGAAAGACAGUAUUUAAAAUGAAAUUUUAUUGUAUAAUUGUAUUACGUAUCUGUGCGCCCAUCAAAGGACACAAUGAUGGAAUUUCUGCCACUUGUUAACAAUGUAAAUUUAUGAAAUAAAAUAUUAUAAAAACGUU